AUGUAUGAAGAUGAUGAUGAUGACAUGCCUUACGGGGGAGAAGGAGGUGAUCAGGAAGUAGAUGAGGAAGACAAUGAAGAGAUUUCAAGUGAGCAAUGGCAGGAAGCUUGCUGGGUUGUGAUCAGUGCCUAUUUUGAUGAAAAGGGUCUCGUUCGGCAGCAACUUGACUCGUUUGACGAAUUCAUUCAAAUGAAUGUCCAACGAAUCGUGGAGGAUUCGCCACCGGUGGAACUGCAAGCCGAAGUCCAACAUUUUUCUGGUGAUAUUGAGAAUCCUACCAAAUUUUCUCUGAAAUUCGAUCAAAUAUAUCUCUCCAAGCCAACCCAUUGGGAGAAGGAUGGAGCACCGACGCCGAUGAUGCCUAAUGAGGCACGGCUGCGAAAUUUAACCUAUUCUUCCCCGCUCUAUGUGGACAUUACCAAACAAAUCCAAAGAGAUGAUGAUGUGACCGAAAGAAAAUAUGAGAAAGUAUUCGUUGGAAAAAUUCCAAUCAUGUUGAGAUCGAGUUAUUGCAUGCUGUCAAAUAUGUCUGAUCGAGAUCUCACUGAGUUAAAUGAAUGUCCUCUAGAUCCAGGAGGCUACUUCGUGAUCAACGGCUCUGAAAAGGUCCUAAUUGCUCAAGAGAAAAUGGCAACUAAUACAGUUUAUGUGUUCUCAAUGAAAGACGGGAAAUAUGCGUUCAAGACAGAGUGCAGGUCUUGCCUUGAAAACUCAAGUCGUCCAACAUCAACCAUGUGGGUGAACAUGAUGGCUCGCAGUGGAGGAGGUGCCAAGAAGACUGCGAUGGGUCAACGUAUUAUAGCUAUUCUUCCUUAUAUCAAGCAGGAGAUUCCGGUAAUGAUAGUGUUUCGUGCACUUGGAUUUGUCUCGGAUCGUGACAUCCUUGAACACAUUAUCUAUGACUUUGAAGACCCAGAAAUGAUGGAAAUGGUUAAGCCUUCAUUGGAUGAAGCUUUUGUCAUCCAGGAACAGAAUGUCGCUCUCAACUUCAUCGGUGCGCGUGGAGCAAAGCCUGGAGUAACAAAAGAACAGCGUAUCAAGUAUGCCAAAGAAAUUUUGCAGAAAGAGCUGCUUCCCCAUGUUGGAGUGUCGGAUUUCUGUGAAACAAAGAAGGCGUAUUUCAUUGGUUAUAUGGUACAUCGGCUGCUCCUGGCCGCAUUGGGACGCCGAGAGCUCGACGAUCGUGAUCACAUAGGAAAUAAACGGCUGGAUCUUGCUGGUCCUCUUCUAGCGUUUUUGUUCCGGGCGUUGUUCAGAAAUCUUUUGAAAGAGAUGCGACUCACUGCACAAAAGUACAUCAACAAAAAUGGUGACUUCUCACUUGAUGUCUGUGUGAAAACGUCAACCAUAACUCGUGGACUAGCCUAUUCGCUUGCUACUGGAAAUUGGGGUGAUCAGAAGAAAGCUCACCAGUCAAGAGCUGGUGUAUCGCAGGUACUGAAUCGACUCACCUACACAGCCACUCUUUCUCACUUACGUAGAGCUAACUCUCCCAUUGGAAGGGAAGGAAAGCUCGCGAAACCCAGGCAACUCCAUAAUACACAAUGGGGAAUGGUAUGUCCUGCUGAAACUCCCGAAGGCCAAGCUGUCGGUUUGGUAAAGAAUCUUGCGCUCAUGGCCUAUAUUUCUGUUGGUUCAUUACCUGAGCCUAUCCUGGAGUUUCUUGAAGAGUGGUCAAUGGAAAAUCUCGAAGAGGUGGCACCUUCUUCGAUCGCUGAUGCGACGAAGAUAUUUGUAAACGGCGCAUGGGUUGGAAUCCAUCGCGAUCCGGAACAUCUCAUGACAACCUUGAAAAAACUCCGUAGGCAAAUGGAUAUCAUCGUAUCAGAAGUGUCGAUGGUUCGAGACAUAAGAGAUCGAGAAAUACGAAUUUACACUGAUGCUGGUCGAGUAUGCCGACCUCUCCUCAUCGUUGAAAAACAAAAGUUGGCUUUAAAAAAGCGUCAUAUCGACAAACUAAAGGAGAGAGAGUCUGGUAGUAAUUACAGUUGGUCUGAUCUUGUUGGUGGUGGGGUCGUGGAAUUGAUCGACGCCAUGGAAGAAGAGACCGUCAUGCUUGCUAUGAUGCCAGAAGAUCUAAAGGCUGGAGGUUACUGCGACACCUAUACUCACUGUGAGAUCCAUCCAGCGAUGAUACUCGGUGUUUGUGCAUCGAUCAUUCCAUUUCCUGAUCAUAAUCAAAGCCCUAGAAACACAUACCAAAGUGCUAUGGGUAAACAAGCUAUGGGUGUAUAUACAACAAAUUUCCACGUGCGAAUGGACACACUUGCGCAUGUGCUCUAUUAUCCACAGAAGCCUCUUGUUACCACAAGAUCUAUGGAGUACUUAAGAUUUAAUGAACUCCCGGCUGGUAUCAAUGCCAUUGUGGCCAUUCUUUCGUACUCGGGUUACAAUCAAGAAGAUUCUGUGAUUAUGAAUCAAUCCGCAAUUGACAGGGGCCUAUUCAGAUCGGUUUUCUACCGUUCUUAUCGAGAUCAAGAGGCAAACUUGGAUGGUGCUAACGAAGAGCUCAUUGAGAAGCCAACUCGAGACAAAUGUUCAGGAAUGCGGCACUCUCUCUACGAUAAGGAUGACGAUCUGGAUGCAAGCAGUAAAAAGUACACGAAGCGCGAUGCAUCAACAUUCCUCCGCAGUUCUGAAACAGGCAUCAUUGAUCAGGUGAUGGUAUCUUUGAACACUGAUGGUAACAAAUUCGUCAAAAUUCGUGUGCGUUCGGUGAGGUUGCCACAGAUUGGCGACAAAUUCGCAUCACGCCAUGGUCAAAAAGGUACCAUGGGUAUCAUGUACAGACAGGAAGAUAUGCCAUUUACUUGUGAGGGACUAACACCGGAUAUUAUCAUCAAUCCACACGCUGUACCAUCUCGUAUGACUAUUGGCCACUUGAUCGAGUGUUUGCAAGGCAAGCUAUCGGCCAACAAGGGCGAAAUUGGUGACGCAACUCCGUUUAACGAUACUGUAAACGUACAAAAAAUCAGUAAUUUAUUGCAAGAAUACGGGUAUCACUUGAGAGGGAAUGAAGUAAUGUAUAACGGACAUACCGGAGUGAAGCUUACUACGCAGAUCUUCUUUGGACCGACAUAUUACCAACGAUUGAAGCAUAUGGUAGACGACAAAAUUCAUUCACGAGCAAGAGGUCCGAUACAGAUGAUGAAUAGGCAGCCCAUGGAAGGACGAGCAAGAGAUGGUGGGUUGCGUUUUGGUGAGAUGGAGCGAGAUUGCCAAAUCUCUCAUGGAGCAGCACAGUUCCUUCGCGAGCGUCUUUUCGAGGUAUCUGAUCCGUACCAUGUGUACACGUGCAAUAAUUGUGGCCUCAUUGUCGUUGCCAAUCUCCGAACGAACAGUUUUGAAUGCAAGGCUUGCCGAAAUAAAACACAGGUGUCGGCUGUUCGCAUACCGUACGCCUGUAAACUGUUAUUCCAAGAGCUGAUGUCGAUGUCAAUCGCACCACGGCUAAUGGUGGAUGCUUAA
Messenger RNA from Haemonchus placei, 3468 nucleotides. Lineage: Eukaryota; Metazoa; Nematoda; Chromadorea; Rhabditida; Trichostrongylidae. The record is from the annotation of a GenBank genome assembly.